Messenger RNA from Carlito syrichta (Philippine tarsier), 3737 nucleotides. RefSeq names its product solute carrier family 4 member 5 (gene SLC4A5). The coding region runs from base 182 to 3544 and encodes 1120 amino acids. NCBI's taxonomy places the organism in Eukaryota, Metazoa, Chordata, Mammalia, Primates, Tarsiidae. The transcript is spliced from 28 exons. Gene Ontology annotation, biological process: renal system process; monoatomic anion transport; bicarbonate transport. Gene Ontology annotation, cellular component: plasma membrane. Gene Ontology annotation, molecular function: monoatomic anion transmembrane transporter activity; solute:inorganic anion antiporter activity; sodium:bicarbonate symporter activity. The record is from RefSeq and is a predicted model, not a curated record.
GGACACAGUUCAAAAGCAGCUAAAGCAGACAAGAAUCUGGGGCAGCCAGUAUUGUACCACCUGCCAAAGCUUGGCACAAACAAUCUGGAAACCAAAAAUUACACAUGCUGCAGAACAAAGCAAGUAGUUCUGGCCUCGCUGGGAUCUGGAUCCUGGUUUCCAGUGCUAAGAACACAAAGUCAUGAAGGUGAAGGAGGAAAAGGCUGGGAUAGGAAAACUGAACCCCACGAACUACAGGAGGAGGUGUGCAAAUCAGAGAGACUGCUCUUCUGUCCACGCCGGACUUUCAGUCUCCAGUUACCCUCAAAGAAAAAGUGACCAAAAGGGACAUCUUUCAGGCCUGCAAAAAGUCCACUGGGGCUUGCGACCAGACAGGCCACAGCAGGAACUGACCAGCCUCGGGAGUGGGGCAAGCAGCCAAGACAGCAGUGUGGACCUUAUCAGCAGAACACGGUCCCCAGCUGCUGAGCAGCUCCAGGACAUCCUGGGGGAGGAAGAUGAGGCUCCCAACCCCACCCUCUUCACAGAGAUGGACACCUUGCAGCAUGACGGAGACCAGAUGGAGUGGAAGGAGUCGGCCAGGUGGAUAAAGUUUGAAGAAAAGGUAGAGGCAGGAGGAGAACGCUGGAGCAAGCCCCAUGUGUCCACACUGUCGCUGCACAGCCUCUUCGAGCUUCGCACCUGCCUGCAGACGGGAACAGUGCUGCUGGAUUUGGACAGCGGCUCCUUGCCACAGAUCAUAGAUGAUGUCAUUGAAAAGCAAAUCGAGGAUGGGCUCUUGAGGCCUGAGCUGCGGGAGAGGGUCAGCUACGUCCUUCUGAGAAGGCAUCGUCACCAAACUAAGAAGCCCAUCCACCGCUCUUUGGUCGACAUUGGGAAGUCAGUCUCCACCACAAAUCGCAGCCCUGCCAGGAGCCCUGUGGCUGGCCCAAGUCUCCACCAUUCCACUGAAGACCUGCGGAUGCGGCAGACUGCAAAUUACGGACGCCUGUGUCAUGCCCAGAGCAGAAGCAUGAAUGACAUUUCUCUCACCCCAAACACAGACCAGCGGAAAAACAAAUUCAUGAAGAAGAUCCCCAAGGACUCAGAAGCCUCUAAUGUGCUCGUGGGCGAGGUGGACUUUUUGGAUCAGCCAUUCAUAGCAUUUGUGCGUCUCAUCCAGUCUGCCAUGCUGGGAGGAGUGACCGAGGUGCCUGUCCCCACGAGAUUUCUGUUUAUAUUGUUGGGACCUUCUGGGAGAGCAAAAUCCUACAAUGAAAUUGGCCGCGCCAUUGCAACCCUCAUGGUAGAUGAUCUCUUCAGCGACGUGGCCUAUAAGGCCCGCAACCGGGAAGAUCUGAUCGCAGGAAUUGAUGAGUUUCUGGAUGAGGUCAUUGUCCUUCCCCCUGGAGAGUGGGAUCCAAAUAUCCGAAUUGAGCCCCCCAAAAAAGUGCCCUCUGCUGACAAGAGGAAAUCCGUGUUCUCCCUGGCUGAGCUGGGCCAGAUGAACGGCUCUGUGGGAGGAGGUUGCGGAGCCCCCGGAGGAGGCGGUGGCGGCGGCUGUGGCGGCGGAGGUGGUGGGGCUGGUGGCAAUGGGGCUGGUGGAGCAAGCGGCGGGGAUGAUGGAGAGAUGCCAGCUAUGCACGAAAUCGGGGAGGAGCUUAUCUGGACAGGAAGGUUCUUCGGUGGCCUGUGUCUGGAUAUCAAGAGGAAGUUGCCGUGGUUCCCAAGUGACUUCUAUGACGGUUUCCACAUUCAGUCCAUCUCUGCCAUCCUAUUCAUCUACCUCGGCUGUAUCACCAACGCGAUCACCUUUGGUGGGCUUCUAGGGGAUGCCACCGACAAUUACCAGGGAGUGAUGGAGAGCUUCCUGGGCACUGCCAUGGCUGGCUCCUUGUUCUGUCUCUUCUCGGGACAGCCUCUCAUCAUCCUCAGUAGCACGGGGCCCAUCCUCAUCUUCGAGAAACUCCUCUUCGACUUCAGCAAAGGCAAUGGCCUGGACUACAUGGAAUUCCGCCUCUGGAUUGGCCUACACUCAGCCAUCCAGUGCCUUAUCCUGGUGGCCACAGAUGCCAGCUUUAUCAUCAAAUAUAUCACUCGCUUCACCGAGGAGGGCUUCUCCACCCUCAUCAGCUUCAUCUUCAUCUACGACGCCAUCAAGAAGAUGAUUGGUGCCUUCAAGUACUACCCCAUCAACGUGAACUUCAAGGCUGACUCCAUCACCACCUACAAGUGCGAGUGCGUCGCCCCUGACACAGUGAACGCAACCGGGUUCAAUGCUUCGGCCCCACUGGCACCAGAUACCAAUGCUUCUCUGUACAAUUCCCUUAACCUCACAGCACUGGACUGGUCCCUGCUGAGCAAGAAGGAGUGUCUGAGCUAUGGCGGGCGCCUGCUCGGGAAUUCCUGCCAGUUCAUCCCUGACCUGGCACUCAUGUCCUUCAUCCUUUUCUUCGGGACAUACUCCAUGACCCUGACCCUGAAGAAGUUCAAAUUCAGCCGCUAUUUUCCUACCAAGGUCCGGGCGCUGGUGGCUGACUUUUCCAUUGUUUUCUCCAUCCUGAUGUUCUGUGGAAUUGAUGCCUGUUUCGGCCUGGAAACCCCCAAGCUGCACGUGCCCAGUGUCAUCAAGCCCACACGGCCUGACCGAGGCUGGCUCGUGGCCCCUUUUGGGAAGAACCCAUGGUGGGUGUACCCAGUGAGCAUCCUGCCUGCCCUGCUGGUGACCAUCCUGAUCUUCAUGGACCAGCAGAUCACAGCCGUCAUUGUCAAUCGGAAGGAGAACAAGCUGAGGAAGGCUGCUGGCUACCAUCUGGACCUGUUCUGGGUGGGCAUCCUCAUGGCCCUGUGCUCCUUUAUGGGGCUCCCCUGGUAUGUGGCUGCCACGGUCAUCUCCAUCGCCCACAUCGACAGCCUCAAGAUGGAGACGGAGACCAGCGCCCCUGGGGAGCAGCCCCAGUUCCUGGGAGUCAGGGAACAGAGGGUGACUGGUAUCAUCGUCUUCAUCCUGACAGGAAUCUCUGUCUUCCUGGCUCCCAUCCUGAAGUACAUCCCCCUGCCGGUGCUGUAUGGAGUCUUCCUCUACAUGGGUGUGGCCUCACUGAAUGGCAUCCAGUUCUGGGACCGCUGCAAGCUCUUCCUGAUGCCAGCCAAGCACCAGCCGGAUCACGCCUUCCUGCGGCACGUGCCUCUGCGCCGGAUCCACCUCUUCACCCUGGUGCAGAUCCUCUGCCUGGCGGUGCUCUGGAUCCUCAAGUCCACCGUGGCCGCCAUCAUCUUCCCAGUCAUGAUCCUGGGCCUCAUCAUUGUUCGAAAGCUUCUAGACCUCAUCUUCUCCCAGCAUGAUCUGGCCUGGAUCGACAACAUCAUCCCAGAGAAGGAAAAAAAGGAAACAGACAAGAAGAGGAAGAGGAAGAAAGGGACCCAUGAGGACUGUGAUGAGGAGCCCCAGUUCCCUCCUCCCUCAGUUAUAAAGAUUCCCAUGGAAAGUGUCCAAUCAGAUCCCCAAAACGGUAUCCACUGCAUCGCCAGAAAAAGGUCUUCCAGUUGGAGUUACUCACUCUGAUUCUUCCUUCAGUGACUCAGAACUUGAUCGAAGCAUCACCUUGCACUUCAAAAUCUCCUGUCCAGCUUCACCUGCUUUCAACUACCCACGAAGUCCAGUGUUCAUGGUGCCACAGGUGAAAAUAGAGAUGGAGUCAGACUAUGACUUCACAGAUAUGGACAAAUAUCGAAGAGACACUGACAGCGAGACCACC